CAAUUAUUUUGCCAAUGAUUUUGCCACUCAGUGGCAAUCCUAUGGCAAUUGAUUUAGGUACCUGUAAAGAACACAUUUGAAAUUUGAAAAUCGUUUAUUUUAACGGUCAAAGUUGCAGGGAAUGAUGCAAUUAAUGUCUGAAGUCGAAAAUCAAUCUGUACCUAAUUAUAUGUACCUGUAUACAUUCAUUGUAGCAUUAGUACCAUGUGCUUUGUUUUAUCUUGUUGUAAGUAGGUACACGCAUAUUAUGUAAUUUGGUUUUCAAGUGAUUCAGACGUUGUUACAGUAUUGUUUUCAUUAGACUAUCAUUAUGGAAACUGCAUAAUCUAAAGACUUGGCUGGUACAUGGUGAGCAUAAAUACACCCAAGUUAUGAUACCAGAUGAUGUGAUUUCCUCAACGAUCACUGUAACAUAACGUCUGAAUCACUUGCAAUCAAUUCGCAAAAUACAUACGUGCAUAGGUAUAGGAAGUUACAGAUACCCACAACAAGAUAAAACAAAAGUCAUGGUACCUAUCCCAUGAUAGAUGUAUACAGAUAUAUGGUACUUACCGAUUCAUCUUCGACUUCCAGACGACAUUUUCACGCAUCAAUUAUAACCAAAUUUCUAUACAACGUGUUCACUACUUCACCAUCAACUGAAAACUGAACCAAAGUAUGAAGUAAGUGUAACCAACGAGGCAGAGUGGAACAUGCGCUCGACUCUGCCUAAUCUCAUCUUAUCUUCCCCACUUCUGCGAAUAGAUUAUUUUUUGAAAUUUAACGGACAAAGUUUUGUCACUAUUGGCAAAAUGUUGUAAACGUUGGCAAAAUUUUGUCAAAACUAGCAUAAACAGAGUGUAAUCUGUAUUGUAGCAAGUUUUCAAAAUUGCCAUCACUGGCAUUUUCGUCUGGUUUUCAUUUCAAUUUGAGCUUUACCACUCUUUUGCCAAGAAUGGCAAAAAAAAGUGCCAAUCAAAUUGCCACUGCGCGAAUCGGGUAGUAGAAAAAUUUCGCGUGAGUGUAUUGGUGUAUGUAUACCUAUCUAUUGGUGUUAUAUCGUAAUUAAUAUUUUUGCAUCGUGUUAUAAUUAAUAAUGUUGUGUUGUCGUUUGUCGGUGUACUAUUUAGUUUUAGCAUUUUAAUACAAUUUUUACUCCUCUAAAUUUGACAUUCUAGUGGCACAUAUUUCCAAUAAUUAAUAUUUUUGCGUUCGUCGUCGUGUAUAUACUUCUUCGUGGUCCCUCCUGGUGUACUACAUAUAUUUAAAGUUAUAAUUAGGUACCUACCUAAUUCUUCGUUUCAACUCUCAAGAUGGCAGGAGUAAAGAAAUCGCGUUUAGAAGUGCUGAUUGGAAUCAUAAUUCUAUGUGAGAUUGUUCUUCAGACAACAGCAAUUUCUCCUUGCUUACAGCCAGGCAAUAAUUGUAAGUUCAUAGGAGUGGAAUGUCAUCCAAAAUUAAAAAUAUGCCAAUGCUCCAACAAUCGCUCAUUGACUACAAUCGGCAUCUGCUCUAAUAGAAUUUCCGCCCAAAGCAGUACCAUCGCUUGUGACUCUCACAAUACUUGCCAUGAUGCAUGUAACGAUAGUCAGUGUGCGUUCGAAAUAGAAAAUUCGUCAAAAGGAUCGGAAAAAGUUAAUGAAAAUCGUGUCGGAUUGACGUUCUUUCAAUUGGUUAUUAUCAUCGCGAUUAUAGCUGUAAUGGUGACCAUUACAGUAAAUGCGGCCUUAUUAGCAUCGUACCGGUUUUAUUUUUCUAAGAACUUGAAUUGUAAGAGGUUUGUGGAGGGCGGUCCGGCUAUGGAAUUGUCCACUCGGAAUGCUGAAGGAGUCGCCUCUCUAUUUGAAGAUAUUCUAAGCAGAGAGGAAAUGACGACGGUUCGUGAAGCAAUUAUUGCUUCAAAUGUGACGAGUGUCAUUUCAUUUUUGAGAGUAUCGCAGAUUACAGACUUGUCAUCUUCCAUCAUCAUAAAUACUAAAAAAAUCUCGUCAGGGCAUUUUAGCAAUGUCCUUAUAGGUGAGCUACAUUCAGAGUCGGGCAACACUUCAAAGAAGGACAGAACUAGUACAGUAGUACUGAAAGAAAUCAAACGUGAAUAUGAUUCGGACUCAGUAAAAUGUGCCAUACGAGAAGUUGAAUGUAUGAGAAUGGUUAACCACACGAAUCUCUUAAGUUUAACUGGCUUUUAUAGUAGAGGUAUUUCCAAGCUACCAUGGAUUAUUCUGGAUUUCGUUAUUCAUGGCAGCUUAUUAGAAGGAUUACUUGACAACAAUGUACUAUGGAGCCCUAAAAGAGACCCGCCCCACGUUAUAACCGAGGAUGAUUUUCCAAACAUUUGUUCCCAAAUUGCGUGUGGAAUGCAGCAUCUCCACGAGAACAGAAUUAUUCAUGGAGAUUUGGCCGCCCGUAACGUUUUGAUCGGAGACAAUAACACUGUGAAAAUAGCAGAUUUUGGGCUCAGCAGAAACUUGCAUUCCAAAGGCUACUAUCCAACCACUCCUAGAACACGUUUUGCAUUUCCUUGGAUGGCUUAUGAAGUUCUGGUAUUCAAUCAGCUGUUGUUACAGUCGGAUGUUUGGUCCUUCGGAGUUCUCCUGUGGGAGAUGUCCACUUUUGGAUCUAUUCCAUUUAACUUCAUCGAUCAAAAUGUGGUCGUGGAAAAUAUGAAAAAAAGGACCGACGAACAAGAACUCUUGGCAAUUGGACAGGACUGCCCUGAAAUGAUGAGAGAUAUGAUGAUGAGAUGUUGGAGGAACAACCCUGAAGAGCGAGUGAGGUUUCCAGAGAUCAAAACUUUUUUCCUUAGUCAUAUGGCCGGAGGAUCAGGAGUGUAGCCUUUUAUUAUUUCAAUUUACGUAUCAAAUCACAGGAAUAGAGGAAUAGGUAAUGUUUUUUUUUUUUUUUUUUUUUAAAUUGCUAUGCAAAGUUGCAUAACUGCUAUUCUUUGAUUUUUUUUAGUAUUUUCUACAUGAAAAGUUCGUAUUAAGGUAAAUGAAAAAUACAAGGGAAUAAGAAAAUACCACGUCGUGUCCUUGGUACCUUUGCUUAAAAAGAAAAAUAUUUUUAAAAAAUUUAAUUUCAUAAAUCGCUCUUCAGAAUACUUAAUAUGGAGGGCUAGGAAUCCAACUUUCCAGAAAAUUCAAUUUAGCAUCCUAAAAAAACCAUACCUAUGUUGGUACCCAUGGUAAAUUUUUCGAAAUUUCACGUCUUGCACCCCCCCCCCCUUUGAGGGUUCAUUUCGAGGUUAAGACGAAUACGAAUGCUAAAAUCGACUUCAGAGAUUAGAAAAAUCCUAUUUCGAUGCCCAUGUCGAGUUUUUCGAAAAAUUUCAUGGUUUGCACCUCCCUCCCUUUUUAAGGGCCCAUUUCGAAGUUGAAGGUAAACUUAUAUUAUGCCAAAAUCGACUCCAGCAACCCAAAAAAGCCUAUUUCGAUUCUCAUGUGGAAUUUUUCUUUGAAAUUUUAUGUUUUGCACACCCUUCUUCCCUUACUUGAGGGCUUAUUUCGAGGUCAAAGGGGAAAAUACAUGGCAAAAUCGACCUGCUAUUUUAAAAAAAAAAAAACCUAUUUGGAUACCUGAGUCGAAUUUUUUUGUAAUUUCAUGUUUUGCACACCCUUCCCCCUCCCUUACGUGAGAGCUCACUUCGCGGUCAAUGGGAAAUAUAUGGCAAAAUCGACUUCUGCGAUUAAAAAACCGAUUUUGAUACCAUGUCGAUUUUUUUAAAAUCCACCCCCCCCCCUCUUGAGGAGCUCAUUUCAAUAUUGAGGCGAAUAGAAAUACUAAAAUCGACUUCAGCUACUCAAAAAUCCAUAUUACACUACCCAUGUCGAAUUUUUCGAAAAAUUUCAUGUGUUGCCCCCCUCUUCUGAGGGUCGUUUUGAGGUUCCCCUUUGAGAGCUCUUUUCAAAGUUAUAAGACGAAUAUGAAUUCUGGAAUCGACUUCAGUGACUCGAAAAAUCUCUGUAUUACAAUACCCAAGUCAAAUUUUUCAAAACUUCAUGUUUUGAAUCCCCUCCUCCUUCUUCUUAGAGCUCAGUACGAAGUUAAAUGUUUGGUAGCCACGUUUUCAUUUCAGACCUGUGUGCGCCACCGCCUCUGUUAUAAUUGAUUGAUCUCUGUUAGUCUGUUAGUCUUAAAAUUUUGUUAAUGUGAUCAAUAGUAAUAUUGAUGUUUUUAUUGUGAAACGUAUGUAGUUUAUUGCUCUUUUGACUGUCUAAUUGUAAUGUCAUGUAUGUAAAUAAUUUGUCAAAGUUAAUCAAAGUUUUGGUUACUUAGUUUAUUUUUUGUAAAAUAUUUUCGAAUUUUCAAUUUGUUAAGAAUGAAAAUUAAUAGGUACCUAUUAUUGAAUUGUGUGGAGUUUCGUAUUAUGUUGUAACAUUCCAUAAUCUAAGUUUUGUAUAGCAAAAAAAUAUUAUUUAUAACUUUCGUUGAAGAGACGACGUAAGUUUUGGUUGGUUUAUUUUUUGUAAAAUAUUUUCGAAUUUUUAAUUCGUUAAGAAUGAAAAUUAAUAGGUACCUAUUGAAUUGUGUGGAGUUUUUUAUUAUGCUGUAACAUUCCAUAAUCUAGUUUUGUAGCAAACAAAUAUGUUUUAUAACUUUCGUUGAAGAGACGAUUUAAGUUUUUUUUAGUUUAUUUUUUGUAAAAUAUUUUCGAAUUUUUAAUUCGUUGAAAAUAAAAAUUAAUGUUAUUGAA
This is a messenger RNA of Planococcus citri (citrus mealybug), 4672 nucleotides long. RefSeq names its product fibroblast growth factor receptor 1-like. Gene Ontology annotation, molecular function: transmembrane receptor protein tyrosine kinase activity; ATP binding. NCBI's taxonomy places the organism in Eukaryota, Metazoa, Arthropoda, Insecta, Hemiptera, Pseudococcidae. Gene Ontology annotation, biological process: multicellular organism development; protein phosphorylation; cell surface receptor protein tyrosine kinase signaling pathway. Gene Ontology annotation, cellular component: plasma membrane; signaling receptor complex. Bases 1293 to 2813 code for a protein of 506 amino acids. The record is from RefSeq and is a predicted model, not a curated record. The transcript is spliced from 11 exons.